AUGAGGGACACCUUCGUCUGCCUCUUUUUUCUUCUCGUCUGCUUGGCGGGAUCGCACGCAAAUUCGUCACAGGCACAGGAGGCUCGGCUAAGAGAAUUUAUCCUGUCCAGAAGGAGCAGUGGCAGUGCGUUCAGUGUACAUGACGAGCCGGCCUUCACGGCCACUAGCAGCCUCAAAUCAGAGUACUCUGGUACUGACCAGAACGCUCAGAAGGCGGCCGACAAGAUUACAACGCUGCCCGGCCAGCCGGCCGGCGGCGUCGGCUUCAACCAGUACAGCGGGUACGUUACUGUCGACGAGAAGAACGGCCGUGCGCUCUUCUACUACUUCGUGGAAGCGAUGCACGAUGCCGCGGCCAACGUCCUCUUCCUGGAGUCACCUGCCGGUGUUGGAUUCUCCUACUCCAACACAUCUUCAGACUAUGAUAAGAGCGGUGAUCAAAGGACCGCGGAGGAUGCAUUCGUUUUCCUGAUCAAUUGGAUCGAGAGGUUCCCUGAGUACAAAGCACGCGCCUUUUACAUCUCCGGGGAGAGCUAUGCCGGACACUACGUUCCGCAGCUCGCAACAGCCAUCCUUGGUCACAAUAUAAAGAGUAAAAGCAAUAUCAUAAAUCUUCAGGCUAUAUUGGUUGGCAAUCCGUACCUGGACGAUAACAAGAACACAAAGGGGCAAAUUGACUACUUGUGGAGCCAUGGGGUGAUAUCAGAUGAGGUGUGGGCAAACAUUACAAAGAACUGCAAAUUCAGUCCUGCGGACGGUAACACGUGCUCUGAUGCUAUGGCAUCAUAUGAUUCUGGAUACAUUAGUGGAUACAACAUAUAUGCUCCUGUUUGCAUCGACGAACCCAAUGGAAACUACUACCCCAGCAGCAAUGUUCCGGGAAUCGAUCCGUGCAGCAACUACUAUAUCCAGGCUUACAUGAACAAUCCCUUGGUGCAGAAGGCUUUCCAUGCUAGAACGACGAAGUGGUCAGUCUGCACUGGAGACUUCGAUGCCGUCUGCCCACUCACCGCCACAAGGUACUCCAUCACUGACCUCGAGCUGUCAGUCAUGGAGCCAUGGCGCCCGUGGACAGCAACCAAAGAGGUUGGAGGCUAUGUUCAGCAGUACACGGGAGGCCUUGUGCUUAUUUCAGUGAGGGGAGCUGGUCAUCAAGUUCCUUAUUUCCAGCCUGAGAGAGCACUAGUACUGCUCAGAUCCUUCUUGAAAGGAACGCUCCCACCUUAUGUAGUGGAGCAGUAA
Molecule: messenger RNA, 1242 nt
Organism: Miscanthus lutarioriparius
Lineage: Eukaryota; Viridiplantae; Streptophyta; Magnoliopsida; Poales; Poaceae
Source: the annotation of a GenBank genome assembly